This is a messenger RNA of Hypoxylon fragiforme, 1684 nucleotides long. RefSeq lists its product as uncharacterized. NCBI's taxonomy places the organism in Eukaryota, Fungi, Ascomycota, Sordariomycetes, Xylariales, Hypoxylaceae. The transcript is spliced from 2 exons. Bases 620 to 1570 code for a protein of 316 amino acids. The record is from RefSeq and is a predicted model, not a curated record.
CGGCGAUAGGUGGUGUUACAUAAUGCAUUUCCUUCGAGCACUUGCAUAUUCUAUUUCAUCUAUCUAACCGUAGCCGAGUUCUCUAGCCGCGGAGGUUACCUACCUAGGUUUAGUAGGUAGGUACUGUAAAUCUGUGAGCUGUCACCUGUAGUCGAAAUGAGUGGAGAGACUUAGUCGACUCCCGUUACUGAACUGACGCUGUUUGUGGCUUCGGAAGAGGCGUUCGCCUUUUGUUUGACGAUGGGGUCCAACUGCAAUGGCGAGUGAGGUCCUUGGGAGCGAGUUCUUGUUUCUGCGGAACUACACUUGGAGGGUGCGCAAGUGAGCGUGUUUCGGCUGACAACCUUGGAAUCGUUCGUCUGCGGGUAGGUAGGCCCUGUAAGCUGAAAUCACUGCUUACUAGGUUCCAAGGUUGGUAUGCAGGUGUUUAUCAAAGCAACUAUUUCUUUUAAAAACAAAACAUGUGUUGAUUUUGCCGUUACAUUAAUGACUAUGAGAAAUCUGUCUAUGGAAACGACGUUCUUUCACCUGAUUCCUUUGCUAUUAACAGCUGCACUUAGGUAUAUAGCUAGGGCGCAUCAAGGCAUAUAAUCUAACACUGUCCGCAUCAUUAGCAAAUAUGGUCCGCUCUAUGCUUUUCCUCGUCUCCGCAAUAGUGGUGGUGGGAGCUGCUUUGGUGGCUUCCCAACGUACAAGUCCAUCCGUGCGGGACGUGUGUCUCUCCCAAGACAGUCCCAAUCAACAUGCCACAAGCUAUCCAGACUUCAUAUCUGGGAACCUGAAUGGUACCCUACUCAUUAUCCCUAUCCCACUCGAUGCUGCUCGUCAAGUCAUACCCAAGGAGUAUGGGAUUGUGGAGGGGGCAUAUAGAGCGCUAUUGCCUUCGUUUCCUCGUGGGAUGUAUCCAAUGAUGGCACAGAUUGUGCAUGACCACGAUCUACAAAUUGCUUCUUACAAUAUUUCCGUGGAGGACUUCUCGGUACGUAUUAUGACCUAUUUUGUUUAUUCGUGUACCAGUCCCGACUCACCUACCCGUGUCCAGCGCGCAGCAUUCGAAUUCCCUUUUAUCGACUUACUCGGCGAUGGCCACUCUUCUUUCCGCUGGGCCGGGACUAGUAUCAUUACCGCUUUGAACCCUAGCGCUAUUGAAGGGAGCGAAGGCUACGGAGUGACGGUGCAUCCAGGUGUAUUCGAUCCGCCCUGUGAUCCAUACAGGAGUUUGCCUAACGGCACGAUGUAUUCACAUGCACAGAGCAGCAGCAGCACAGGUGACAUCUUUAUGACAAUUGCUUCCUGGACAUCGCUAGACACCAUACCGUACCCCAUGGACUUUAUUCAGAAUAUCACCACCCAGCCUGUCUUCGCCGAUCCACAGCUUUGUGAUAAUUACCUGCGGCUGUAUAACACGACGCUUACGACGGGGGAGACGGCUCCAGUCCCAGUUAGAGGAACGGUUACUGCGAAGCUUGAGCCGUUCGCUGACACGCGUGUCUGGCAAGGCGUGUAUGGUUGGCGCUUGGCUACCCCCUUUUUGGAGCCGCUAGCGCCUUCUGAGUGUAAAGCGUCUUGAAAACAUGAGUAGGUACCUAUUUACUCACUGAGUGAUAUAUACUACGAUGACAUAUCGCGGAUGAUAUAGCGGCGUGCGGUGCGGUGCUAUCCUGAACCCCUAUUCUGGUAGCGG